UAUUUCAUAUCGGCAUAAUUAUAUGGGCACGGACUCUUUCUCCGAGUCCAAAUGAUUUCCAAGUAUUCAGUACUCAGAAGGUGGAAUCAUCUAAGAUGGAAAAUCACCAAAUUUUACUCAACCUUUCAGCAGAAUCGUCUCUCGUCCCCAGACAUAGUUUCAAUCAAUAUUUCAAUCACAAAGCAUGCAAGAGAAGGAAAUUUAGAGAUUGCUCGGAUGUUAUUCGACGAAAUGCCAGUGAGAACUGUGGUAACUUUCAAUACUAUGAUAUCUGGUUAUUCGAAGUGGGGUAAGCUUAAAGAUAGCCUUGAUAUUGUUAUGAUAAUGCAUAAAAGUAGUGUUAAGUUAAAUGAUUCUACUUUUUGUUCAGCUUUUAGCGUUUGUUCCCGUUUACGAUCUUUACAUGACGGGAAACAGAUACAUUGUUUAGUUUUAAAAUCUGGGUUUGAACACUUUGAAUUUGUUGGUAGUUCUUUGUUGAACUUUUACGCGACUAGUUAUGAAAUUGAUGAAGCGAAAAAGGUUUUUGAUGUGUUGCAUGAUAGAAAUGAGUUGUUAUGGACUUCCAUGAUUGUGGGUUUUGUUCACUGUGAUUUAAUCAAGGAUGCCAUGGAGCUAUUUGAGGAAAUGCCUAUUCGUGAUGUUGUUUCGUGGACGAUGAUGAUUUCUUGUUACUCAAGGAGUGAAGAUGAGUAUAAAGAAGCAUUGAAGUUGUUUAAGUUGAUGAUAGUUGAUGGGGAAGUAAGGCCUAAUGAAUUUACAUUUGAUAGUGUUUUAAGGGCUUGUACUAGAUUGGGAGGUCUUGAUGAAGGGAGAAUGGUUCAUGGGUUUUUGAUUAAGUGUGGGUUUGAAGUUGAUCAGUCUGUUUGUGGUGCAUUGAUUGAGUUCUAUUGUGGUUGCAACAUCAUUGAUGAUGCAAAACGGGUUUAUUGGCAAUUUUCUCAUCCAAUUUUGAAUACUUCAAAUUCACUAAUUGGAGGACUUGUUUCAAUGGGUAGGAUUGAUGAGGCAGAAAUAAUCUUCCACCUAAUCGAACCAAAUCCUGUUUCCUGUAAUUUAAUGAUUAAAGGGUACGCACUGAGUGGUAGAAUUGAUGAUUCGAAAAGAUUGUUUGAGGAGAUGCCUGAAAAAACUAUAGUUACUUCAAAUACUAUGAUCUUUGUGUAUUCUAGAAAUGGAGAGCUCAGCAAAGCUGUUGGGCUUUUUGAACAAACAAAAGAGGAGAGAAAUACUGCUACAUGGAACUCAAUGAUUUCAGCAUAUAUUGAAAAUGACCAACCGAAAGAGUCAUUGAAGUUAUAUGUUGCUAUGCAUAGGUUACCAGUACAGAAAAACAGAUCAACAUUCUCUACCCUUUUUUAUGCCUGUUCGUGUUUGGGAUCACUUGAACAAGGAAAGCUACUUCAUGCCCAUUUGAGCAAAACCCCAUUUGAAUGGAAUGUAUAUGUUGGUACAUCGCUUGCAGACAUGUAUGCAAAAUGCGGAAAUAUAACUGAUGCUCGAGCUUCAUUUACUCAUAUAUCUUCGCCUAACGUUGCUGCAUGGACUUCUUUAGUACAUGGCUAUGCUUACCAUGGACUAGGAAGAGAAGCAAUAAUGUUAUUCCAUCAAAUGUUAGAUCGAGGGGUGUAUCCUAAUGGGGUAACAUUUGUUGGACUUCUAUUAGCCUGUGUUCAUUCAGGAUUGGUAGAUGAGGGAAUGAGACUAUUUAGUUUGAUGACGAGAGAUUAUAAUAUAGAACCCAUGUUAGAGCACUAUUGUUGUGUGGUGGAUCUUCUUGGUCGAGCAGGACGUCUAAAAGAAGCAGAGAAUUUCAUUGAUGGGAUGAUGUUGGAACCAGAUUGGAUUAUCUGGGGAUCUUUGCUUAGAUCUUGCUGGUCCUGGAUGGACAUGGAAAUCGGUGAAAGGGUGGCUGAAAAGUUGCUUAGGCUGGACCCUGAUCAAAUAACUCCUUACGUGAUUAUGUCAAAUAUCUAUGCAGCAGUUCGUAAAUGGGGGAAGGUGGAGGAAGUGAGAAAGAAAUUGAGAUCCAUGAAAGUGAAAAAGGAUCUUGGGUGUAGUUGGGUUGAAGUGAAGAACACUCCUCGUGUUUUUCAGCAUCGAAUGUUGAACUCGUCCAUAAUGCAUUGAGAUCUACACAACUCUAGAGGAUUUAACAAGUAAUGUUCUAUAAUACAAAUUUGAAUAUAAUUGUUCUAAAGCAGGUUUACUUUCUUCAACAAGAAUAACACCAAAUAUAUUAUUUGUUCCUGUUAUACUAUGUUUCAAAGGAAGGUGGAGCGUUCAACUUAACGUAGCAGUUCAGUAGAUGAACGAAGAAUGUAGUAUUUGAAUGAUAAGACCACAAGCAGCAGCCAGCCAUGCAUUCCGGGUGAUGCUUUUCCCUAGAGCACUAGAGAACACCCACAAUACAGGAAAUGAAGAAACUAAUCCGUGGUAAUUGUAGAAGACCUGCUUUAGAUGAGAACUAUCAGACAGUUAAUUCAAGUCUUCAACACAGAAUGAGGGAAGUGUUUAAGGAUGUUACUAACGUCAUGCUUGGCACUUGUUAGAGGAACGGCACCAAUGCAUCAAAAAUUCAGUGUGUCAGGCUAAUAGCAAAUAUCAGUCAAGAAGAAGUCUUGUGGCGAAUGCUACCAGAGUGACUCCUGCUCUAGCUGUCUCUUUAAAAACUUGCAAGAGGAUGCAAUAGUAUCUAUGUUUCUAGAAGAAACAGAGAAAUCCGACUUUGACGCACAAGGAAGUCUGUUUUCACUGAAAUCUGAAGAAAAUGAAGAAUGCAGUGAAGGACAGGGAGUAUCGUAAGAUGGUGCUUAGCUUAUCUCCGGUAUACAAAUUCCCAGAAAGCCCUCAUAAGAACAUCCUACUCUUUUACGAAUGUUUGAUUACGCUAACAGUUAUUUGGCAGUAAAAGAUCGUAUGCAAUAGUGAAGGGGAGAUAUACCGUAAUGUUUAUUUGCUUUGAACAUCUUACGUGUUCGACAAAGCUCAGGUGGCGGAGAAUUCUUGCCAUGGUCCAGUACAGAAUUGGUUCUGAAUGCUAGGAUCCUCUGAUGGGCAGCCUUUGCAUCCCCUUUCCCUCAACCCCCCACCUGAUAUUUAUAGAAACUACGUGCCACAGAGAUACAGCCUCGAGCUCAAAACUGACUCGUCAAGGCGUCACAAGUCAUGACUACAGAGAUGCAGAUUUUCGUGAAGACCCUUGUUGGUAAGACGAUAACGAUAGAUGUUGCAAGUACUGAAACAGUUGAGAGUUUGAAGCUCAAGAUUCUGGAUAAAGAAGGCGUUCCGGUUAAAGAGCAAAGGUUGAUCUACUGUGGAAAACAACUCGAAGAUGAGAAAACCAUAGGAGACUAUAAUAUCCAAAAAGAAUCUACUCUCCAACUUGUUCUGCGCUUAAGAGGCGGAAAUGGAGUUAUGUUCCAGGAGUUUACUGGUAAUACUCUGAUUUAUCAGAACUAAUGAACCAUUCUUGAGAUGGGUCCACUUGAGCUUCGUCAAUGAUCACCUUAGCAGCCGAUGGCGAGUUAAAACAAGAAUGAAGUACAUUGAUAAUUAAUAAAUCGUGAUUGUUCGGUUGACAUUGUUAUUUUGCAAUGCUUAAAAUCAUAUAGUGAAAUCUAGUGAUUAAUUUCUAGAGAGGAUGAUCUACCUCAGUAAUUUAUAAGUUUAUAGUCAUUUUUUUAAUUCUUUUUUUGAAGCAUAUUUAACGAUUCAUUCCUAACUUUGCCAGUGG
This is a messenger RNA of Papaver somniferum (opium poppy), 3736 nucleotides long. RefSeq names its product pentatricopeptide repeat-containing protein At5g15300-like. The transcript has 6 exons. The coding region runs from base 52 to 2130 and encodes 692 amino acids. The record is from RefSeq and is a predicted model, not a curated record. Gene Ontology annotation, molecular function: protein binding; RNA binding. Gene Ontology annotation, biological process: RNA modification. Lineage: Eukaryota; Viridiplantae; Streptophyta; Magnoliopsida; Ranunculales; Papaveraceae.